AUGGCCGACCGCGACUCCACAGUCCCCUCCACCAUCGCCGCCGACACCGCCACAGCCUCUCCGGAGGCGUCGAAGCAGCCGGAGACGAAGAAAUGGGCAGACGUCGCUGAAGAGGCGGAACGAGAAGAAGCUGAAUCUUCGUUGGCCGAGGCUCUGUCGGAUUCCUUAGCCAUGGACGAGUCGAGUACAGGACAGAACACCCUCACCGAUCCCGACGACUCAAGGAUUCAAGCUGUUACAUCUGGGGAUACUCCAUAUACAUCAGCUAAGAGAUUUGAGGACUUGGAUUUAUCACCUGAGCUGUUGAAGGGGCUGUAUGUUGAGAUGAAGUUUGAGAAACCUAGUAAAAUACAGGCAAUCAGCUUGCCGAUGAUUCUGACUCCUCCCCACAAGAAUUUAAUUGCUCAAGCUCACAAUGGCUCUGGGAAGACAACAUGUUUUGUGCUGGGUAUGUUGAGCCGUGUCAAUCCAAAUAUCAAGGCUCCCCAGGCUCUCUGCAUCUGCCCUACUAGAGAGUUAGCCAUUCAGAAUAUGGAAGUGCUAUUGAAGAUGGGAAAGUUCACUGGGAUAACCUCUGAAUUAGCCAUACCGGCCGACCCUUCAACCUACAUUCCAAUUCAAAAGCGGCCGCCUAUUACAGCUCAAGUAAUUAUUGGCACACCUGGCACAAUAUGUAAAUGGAUGCAAGCAAGGAAACUCGGCAUGAGCCAAAUGAAGAUUCUUGUAUUUGAUGAAGCAGACCACAUGUUGGCGGAGAGUGGUUUUCGAGAUGAUUCAGUGAAGAUAAUGAAGACAAUUGUAAAAGGCAAUUCGAGUUGCCAGGUCCUUCUGUUCUCAGCUACCUUUGAUGAUGCUGUAAGAGCUUUUGUGUCUAAAAUAGUCGAGGAUAUUUUUGUCCGAGACUAUAACCAGAUGUUUGUCAAAAAGGAAGAACUAUCGUUGGAAUCUGUUAAACAGUAUAAGGUCAAUGUUCCGGAUGAGCUUUCCAAAAUCAUGGUGAUCAAAGACCAGAUACUCGAACUCGGAGAGAAGUCGAAAUGGGUUAUGAGGUCACCACAAUCCAAGGUGCUUUGA
Messenger RNA from Striga hermonthica, 1074 nucleotides. NCBI's taxonomy places the organism in Eukaryota, Viridiplantae, Streptophyta, Magnoliopsida, Lamiales, Orobanchaceae. The record is from the annotation of a GenBank genome assembly.